AUGAACUACUUGAUGGCUGCCUUGGAAGGUCCCGCUGCAAACGCAAUUAGUGGCUUACAAAUAACGGCAGCGACGUAUAACACAGCCAUCAGUCUUCUCCGUGAUCGCUUUGGGACCGACUCUGCUCUUAUCGAAGAUCACCUGAAAAGUCUUGCAGACGUCGAACCUGUCAAAUCAAGCCGACAGGUCCCACAACUUCGUAGUCUGUACGACUCUGUUCAAGCGCACCGUCGUGGACUGGAAUGCCUAGGCGUUAGCAUUAAAUCUUAUUCUGUGAUGCUAUAUCCUAUUCUACUGCGCGCGAUCCCUACGGACCUCGCCUUACAAUUUAAACGCGUUCUCGGCGAAAACACGGACACGGAUCAGUCCACGGGGGAUACGGAUCAGUCGUCGCCACAGGACUUCCACACGAAAGCGCUUUCAAAGCUCUUAACGUUUCUGGGAAAUGAGAUAACUUACCGAGAGCAGGUCCACCAUCACACGUUCCAAGCUCCUUCUGGAAAUGGUGGUUUAAGGUUCGGAUUUCAAUCCCGAUUCAAACAAAGCUCUCGUGAUCCUUUGACGACUCUGCAGAGCACCACCAGACGCGAGAAGUGUAUCUUCUGCAGUAGCUUGGCGCACCUUACCUCCGACUGUACCGUGAGCAAACCUCUUCAAGACAAGAAACGGAUGCUAGCCGCUGAACGUAGAUGCUACCGCUGUACCAAGCCGAACCACUCGGCUAAACUCUGCAGAGGCACCCCAAAAUGUAAAACUUGCUCUGGUAGGCACGUAUCCAGCAUGUGUGACCCCUCAUACCGUCCUCGUCCUAAUGAAGCCACUCAGACCGUUAACUUGAAGGCUACAGUAGUCCCGUCCAAACACAGAGUGCUUCUUCAGACCGCAACUGCACGCUGCCGAGGAUCCACCAUUGCCCUGCACGCGCGACUAGUCCUCGAUGGCGGCAGCCAGCGAACGUUCAUCUCGACCGGACUGUCCAAUGCACUGCGCUGCAAGCAUCUUCAUACCGAAACUAUCUCGAUAGGAUCCUUCGGGCACGCUGUGAGUCGCCCCCAGCCAGUCAACGUCGUCGAGCUUCAUAUACUCGGCAAUUCAUCGAUAGAAGCACAAACCAUCACUGCGCUGGUAGUCGAGCGAAUCUGUUCGCAGGUUCUUGACGCUCCGUCAACGGAAAUAACGGAAAAAAUGAAGACGUAUGGACUUGUGCUCGCUGAUACUACCGCUCCAGACGAUCCUGCCCCAAUCAGCCUGUUGAUCGGCGCCGACCACUAUUGGGAUUUCGCCAUCGGUCGAACGCACCACCUACACCAAGGAGUACAAGCCGUUGAGACCACUCUCGGCUGGACGCUACAGGGACCCUAUUCGCCAGCAUAUUCAGUCAAGACGACUAGUUGUCACCAAAUCGCUGUGCUCAACACUGUAUCCCAAUGCUCAGGAGAGCUCCACACACUACUGGAUCGUAUAUGGACCUUGGACAGUAUCGGCAUCUCGGCGACCGAAACACAGAAAGACAGUCACGUACUGGAAGAAUUUGAAGAUUCCAUUAAGCUGGAGAAUGGACAAUAUGUGGUGUCGCUACCAUGGCGCGCAAACGUCUCCAUGGAACCUAACCGACAAACAGCAGAGCGACGUUUGACGCAAGUCACCAGGAGACUGUUGAAGUCUCCCGAUCUAGCCGCCACGUACGACACCGCCAUACGCGAAUACCUACUCUCUGGUGUGGCAGAACGAGUAUCGCAUGAUGCCCACAAAAACGACCAAGCUCAUAUUUACUAUAUGCCUCAUCAUGCCGUAAUUCGGGAGGACAGGAUAACAACCAAGGUCCGGAUCGUGUUUGAUGCCUCUUCGCAUGACGACUUCACACGAUCGCUGAACGACAACCUCGAUCCCGGACCGAACCUCAACCCGAGCAUACUCAGCCUACUCCUGAACUUCCGCCUCCAUCCUAUUGCGUUAGUUGCCGACGUCCAAAAGGCUUUCCUUCAAAUCGCCAUUCGCCAGGAAGACCGUGAUGCGCUCCGCUUCCUAUGGUACUCUACACCACCAACGUCGGAUCAGCCAUUGCCUGACGUCGAGACAUGGCGCAUGACAAGGGUGACGUUCGGGACAGCUCCCAGCACAUUUCUCCUAGCAGCAACAUUACGUCACCAUCUCCGUUGUGUUGCGGAAGAACACCCCGCAGCCGUCGAGCAACUGACAGACGCCAUCUAUGUAGACGACGUCAUAACGGGUGCAGUUAACGAAGAGGAUGCCUGUCAGACGUGUCGAGAACUUCAGGACAUCUUCGCCAAGGCAUCCAUGACAUUGCAGAAAUGGGGUUCCAACAGCGCAAAACUCCGUGACAUCUUCAAGAACGAGCCGAACGCCAUUCUGAUCAACAACACUACCAAAGUACUAGGAGUGACAUGGGAUCAAGAGAAGGACGUAUUGUCACUGCCGAUUAAGUCCCUGUCGCAAGAGCACAACCAGAACCCGGUAUCCAAAAGGAAGGCACUAACGCUUGUAGCCGAAAUCUACGACCCUCUAGGUCUCGUCAUACCGUGCACAGUAACCGGCAAAAUUCUUCUACAGGAAACCUGGAAACGUCAACUCGCAUGGGACGACAACUUACCGGAAGACCUACUGACGAAAUGGCAGGCAUGGCACACCGACCUGCAACGUCUGAACGACAUUCAACUGCCACGCUGCUACACACCAGGUGCAUCUAUCACAAACGGCGCCGAGCUCCACUUCUUCUCGGAUGCAAGUCCUCUUGCCUAUGGAACCGUUGCCUACAUGCGUAUCGUGAACGACACAGGUAUAGUUACCACACACUUGCUCACUUCAAAGUCCCGGCUGGCUCCUCUCAAAACCUGGUCAUCAUCAAAGAACCUGGCGUCAACAGACUUUUAUGGAAGUUGGGGUUAG
This is a messenger RNA of Ornithodoros turicata, 2907 nucleotides long. RefSeq lists its product as uncharacterized. The transcript has a single exon. Bases 1 to 2907 code for a protein of 968 amino acids. NCBI's taxonomy places the organism in Eukaryota, Metazoa, Arthropoda, Arachnida, Ixodida, Argasidae. The record is from RefSeq and is a predicted model, not a curated record.